AUGAAGGAUCCUAUAGCAAAGGAACAACAAUCCAACGUGAUUUAUCGCAUACCAUGCGCAGAUUUCUAUUGCGCGUAUGUUGGUCACAUGGGUCGACUCCUGGGUACCCGUAUCAAGGAACAUAAAUUAGCUGUCCUUCGCAAGGACCUCCUGUCCCUCGUCUUCGCACACGCAAUCGAGUGCUGCCAUCGAUUUAAUUGGGAUGACACGGAAAUCGUCUCCAUGGCCAACACAAAACCAGCGCGUGAAUUUCUCGAGGCUUGGUACUCUACG
Molecule: messenger RNA, 273 nt
Organism: Dibothriocephalus latus
Lineage: Eukaryota; Metazoa; Platyhelminthes; Cestoda; Diphyllobothriidea; Diphyllobothriidae
Source: the annotation of a GenBank genome assembly